Molecule: messenger RNA, 396 nt
Organism: Rhizophagus irregularis DAOM 181602=DAOM 197198
Lineage: Eukaryota; Fungi; Glomeromycota; Glomeromycetes; Glomerales; Glomeraceae
Source: RefSeq, a predicted model, not a curated record
AUGUCCACACAAAUUAAUCGUGGAGAGAACGAGAAUGAGUUUAACAUAACCAUGUCGCCAGUUAUUUCUAAUCCAAAAGACCUUAAUGAUAAGAACUGUAAAGAGUUCAAUAUAAUAAUUAUCGGCUUUAUCGAGUUUAAAGGAAAGGUAUUUCAAGUUCCACCGUCAGUUGAAAUGAGUGUAACUGAUCUUGGAACCGGAACUAAACUUGGACACGUAAAUGGAGACCUGGAACUAGAACAAGAAAUUUUUUUGAACGUGAACGUACCGAAUGCUGGAACCUUUAUAGAGGGAUACGUAAGACUUUAUAUGCAAGCUGGGAUGAUAGUACGAUUAAAAUACGAUAUCAAAGGUGCCGUCAAAAUUAAUGGAGAUGAAUUAUUAUUUAGCUUUUAA